AUGCAGCCCUCAGGAUCCUCCCGCAUGCCCUUUCUAUGGUCUGGGAGGCUGGGUAAGUCCAAUGGUGCGGUGCUCCUCCGACAUCCGCUGACGACAGAGAAGAACCUCGCAGUCAACGGCGACGUUUUUCUACAAGGGAUCCUGCUGGUGCAGUUUUCCCACUACGUGUCAAAUGGCUUCCACCGGACGGAUCCGCUCCUUCUGCGCUUGUGGCUCGGAACUCUCUUCGCCCUCUCUCUUGGGAAGACCAUACACUCGAUAGUGAUCACAGAGGUUCAGAUGGAAAACCUGGGCACGGUCCUACUUCCCACAGGACCUACGUCCCAAUACCUGACCAAAUUUCAAUCCACCUUCAUUCCCGGCGUCGUGCUCGUAUUCUAUGUUCAGCUCUUCUUCUGUUGGCGCAUCUGGACGCUUUCGCGACGACUGUGGUUGACACUGACGCUGGGGCUCAUAUUUACUGUGGCCAUGAUAAGUGGCUUAAUAGCGAUUCUUCUUGCCUCGGUUGUCAGUUUGAUAUGGGCGGCCGCGUAUCUGGCUAUUGUUUUCGUCGGGGAUGCCCUGCUUUGCGGACUGACGGUGUAUUUCCUGCUCGCGUCCGCCAAACAAGUCUCACGUGACACCGCGGGCAUUCUCGAGAGAUUGUCGACACUCACCAUGCACUCUGCCGCGCCCGGCGCUGUCUGCGCGCUGAUCAAUCUGAGUGUAUCGCAGGCCUCGCCCAGUCUUCACUCGCUUGUCGGGCCGAUCGAUGUCCAGGCAGCCAUCGCGCUUGUCACCGGCCAGCUUCUGCCCAAAUUCUACGCGUUUUCUGCGCUGUGGAUCUUGAAUGGCAGGAAACGCAUCCGGGAGGACAUGCAGAGAACGCGGGACAGAGGUUCUUUCAACCAGCCGACGGCCAAUCGCGUACGCAAUCUCAGCAUCCGGGCUACGGCAACCGAUUUACUGGAUCUCGAGAGUGCGAACGAAUCGAAACAUAACAGUUUCAUCGAGUUUGCUGUUCCGGGCAAGGCCACUGCAAAUUACGCGCUAUCGAUGAAGGAUGAGGAGUCUGAGAUAGAGCAGCGGUACCGGUCAAAGAGCGUCUCACUCGAGCAAGCGCUGAACGCAGAGCUCGAUGCGCGUGGAGAAAACAAAUCGGCGCGAAUGUGAGAACACAUUCACUUUCGAACACCUCGGUCAAACCAGUUUGUUGCUUCAAAUUAGAAGGAUUUCGUUGCAAAGAGCGCAACAAGGUUGGUUUACAUUUUCCCCUGUGAUAUAAAUAUAUCAUGCAAUGCUUACGUCCCUUGCUCAUCUGUUCAAUGCAACGAUAACUGCUACCUUA
Molecule: messenger RNA, 1327 nt
Organism: Mycena citricolor
Lineage: Eukaryota; Fungi; Basidiomycota; Agaricomycetes; Agaricales; Mycenaceae
Source: the annotation of a GenBank genome assembly